CACACCACACCCAUGGCCUGCAACAACCUCUGCUCCCCCUGCGGACCCACCCCGCUGGCCAACAGCUGCAACGAGCCCUGUGCCCUGCAAUGCCAGGAUUCCCGCGUCAUCAUCAACCCUUCCCCUGUGCUGGUGACCCUGCCAGGACCCAUCAUGACGUCCUUCCCCCAGAACACCGCCGUCGGAUCCACCUCCUCGGCUGCUGUUGGCAGUGAACUCAAUGCCCAGGGACAGCCCAUCUCGGGUGGAUUUGGCCUUGGCUACGGCCUUGGCUAUGGCCGUGGCUUUGGCUACGGCCUGGGAGGCCUGGGCUGCUACGGCAGAAGGGGCGGCUACACCUGCUAA
Prinia subflava (tawny-flanked prinia) is the source of this 345-nucleotide messenger RNA. Its product is annotated as feather beta keratin-like. The transcript has a single exon. Bases 13 to 345 code for a protein of 110 amino acids. Gene Ontology annotation, cellular component: intermediate filament. Gene Ontology annotation, molecular function: structural constituent of cytoskeleton. NCBI's taxonomy places the organism in Eukaryota, Metazoa, Chordata, Aves, Passeriformes, Cisticolidae. The record is from RefSeq and is a predicted model, not a curated record.